Molecule: messenger RNA, 3701 nt
Organism: Chironomus riparius
Lineage: Eukaryota; Metazoa; Arthropoda; Insecta; Diptera; Chironomidae
Source: the annotation of a GenBank genome assembly
UAAACUUUGGUAUUUCUUAAAGUCAUUCGCUUGAAAUCGUUCAGUGUGUAAAGUAUUUUCAAUUCCGAUCACGAGGACAUCUAUAUCUUGUUGAAAACAACAUUUUACCAUUUCUGUGUGAAUUUUUAUUUUAAAAAAAAGUUAAAUUACCAAGUAAAAUCAGUGAAAAUGGCUAGUACAGAAACACCGCAGCAAACAGGACAGCCUCAUUUGCAGAAACAAGAUUUAGCGACUUUGGACAUAACAAAAUUAACACCACAAUCUCCAGAAGUCAUUUCUCGUCAGGCAACCAUCAAUAUUGGAACAAUCGGUCAUGUCGCACACGGAAAAUCGACUGUAGUUAAGGCAAUAUCAAGUGUCCAUACUGUCAGAUUUAAGAAUGAAUUAGAACGAAAUAUUACCAUCAAAUUGGAUGAUUCGGAUGAUGAUGUUGAUAAGGAACUUGAGCCAGAAAAAGAUUCAGACAUCCAAAAUACAUUAAAAAUAAAUAAUAACGUUAAAAAGACUAUGCCAGAUGGGAUUGAAGCAUUCUUCCCGGUAGUUAAGCUAGAGAAAAUGACUAAAUCUCAAAUAUAUCAAUUAACUAAGCACCAUGAUCAUCAAAAGAACUUGAAAACAUUUAUUAGAGAUAAAAGAAUUGAAAAACGAGUAUCCCAAGACUUUCAAAGACAUAAGAGACAUCAUAAGGACCCUAAUGAGUUUCAAAGUAAAUUGCAAGCAAUCCAGCAAUUUUUAGAAUAUCAAUCAGGUUCUAAUGAGCACCUUAAGUUGCCUGGAUCAUUUGAAUUUUCUAAACCAAAGAAACGACUUUACUCAGAAGUUAUCAGUCGAUAUUCAAUAGAUCGAAGUGAUACAUCAAGUGUUAGUGGAAGUUCCAUCAGCAAUGAGAAUUUGCGUCCACGAAGAAGCCUUUGUUCUCCAAAACGAUUUAAAUUUGAUGCGUUUUCGAAUAAAGCUAUGAAAUCUAGACGUAAAUCAACUGAUCUUAAUGUCUCAUAUACAGUCGAAAAAAUCUGCGGCAUUAAUGUAUGUAAUGCUGGGAUUUUAUUCCUUGUUAAAUGGGAAAAUUAUUCAUCUAAAGAUAAUACUUGGGAACCUAUGAAAAACAUUCGUGAUUGUCAGGAACUAGCAAUAGAGUUUGUGAAUGCAGAAUUAGACAGUUUAGAAGAAAAUUAUCAAAACGUAAUUCAAGAUUUGCUUGAUGAACAAAAGGAUCUUAUUGAAGUUUAUAAAAGCAAGUUGAAAUCUCAAGUUAUGGACGAGAUUCAGAAACAAUUUGAUGCCUUUGAGUUUCAAUGUUCUAAGUUACUUUACAUGUAUGUUAAGCAUCAUAAUGGCUUUUAUAUGAACUUUAGAAAGCGAUUUCGCCAACUCAUAAUUUUGAAUCACUUUAUUGAGUUAGAUAAGCAACAAAAAGCCGCACAUGAUGUAUUAAGAGCUGAAAUUAUGGAUAAAGAGAUGAAUGAGUUUCCAAUUUAUAUCGAAAAUAAUGUCGACUUUACUGUUUUCGAGUCAUUUGCCUAUACACGAGAGAACAUACUGCCAAAUAAUGUCAAGUCAGUUGUUGAGGAACUAAAGACUGGCUGUAAAUGUUCUAAAGGAUGUGAUCGAACAUCAAAAUGUUGUCCUAAAAUUAUGAAUGGAAAUUUUGCUUAUAGCGAGUAUGUAGACAGCAAUCGAUUGCGACUGUACAAUAGUCAAAUGAUUUAUGAAUGCAAUGACUUUUGUAGCUGUAAUAAGAAGUGCCUUAAUCGCUUAACACAACAGCCAAGAAAAAUUCCUUAUACAAUUUUUAAGACAAAAAAUGGUCGAGGUUGGGGUCUAAAGGCUGUCAAGUCAAUUCUACGUGGUUCCUAUAUUGUUGAAUAUACUGGCGAAAUCAUUGAUCAAGAAGAGUCAAUUCGCCGUGGCUCAAAGUAUGAUGAAAUUGGAAAAUCUUAUUUAUUUGAUUUAGACUUUAAUGAGAAAAGUGAAGCUGUUUAUACAAUUGAUGCUGCACAUUAUGGCAAUUUAGCACGUUUAAUUAAUCACAGUUGUGAACCAAAUUGUCGAAUUUGGCCAGUUGCUACAUGCAAUCAUGAUGCAUCAAUUUAUAGACUGUGCAUUUUCUCAACGAGGCGAAUUAAGAGUGGAGAAGAACUGACAAUCGAUUAUAGCGGUGGAACAGUUAUUAAUGACAUAGAAAGUAGUAGUGAUGAUGAUGUGAAAACUGAAAAUGGAGAGCUUGUUGAUGUUGCUCGUGCUGUUAAUAUUUCACAUAAACACAGGACACUAGAUGUGUGCAAAUGUGGAAGUUAUGCUAAUGCAAAGAUAUAUAAAUGCGAUAAUCCAAAAUGUCCACGUCCAGCUUGCUACACCUCAGGUGGUUCCGGAAAGGACGAUAGUUUUCCAUGUUAUCGUGCUGCCUGUACUGGUCGUUUUCAACUAAUUCGUCAUGUAUCAUUCGUUGAUUGUCCUGGUCACGACAUUCUUAUGGCUACCAUGUUAAACGGUGCUGCUGUUAUGGAUGCUGCGUUACUUCUUAUUGCUGGAAACGAGCCAUGUCCACAGCCUCAAACGAGCGAGCAUUUAGCUGCUAUAGAAAUCAUGAAGUUGAAGCACAUUUUAAUUCUUCAAAACAAGAUCGAUUUAGUAAAGGAGAAUCAGGCAAAAGAGCAAUAUGAACAAAUUGUAAAGUUCGUUAAAGGAACAGUCGCAGAUGGUGCUCCCAUUAUUCCAAUUUCAGCUCAGUUGAAGUACAACAUUGAAGUGUUGUGUGAAUAUAUCACGAAAAAGAUUCCAAUUCCAACACGUAAUUUCCUCGAUGCACCACGUCUAAUUGUUAUCAGAUCCUUUGAUGUAAAUAAGCCUGGAUGUGAAGUUAAUGAUUUAAAGGGUGGCGUUGCCGGUGGUUCCAUUUUGAGAGGUGUCUUGAAAGUGGGUCAAGAGAUUGAAGUUCGUCCAGGUUUAGUGAGUAAAGAUUCGGAAGGAAAGCUCACAUGUCGACCAAUUUUCUCAAAGGUCGUUUCACUUUAUGCUGAGCAAAAUGAACUGCAAUAUGCAGUUCCUGGUGGUUUAAUCGGUGUUGGUACAAAAAUUGAACCAACUUUAUGUCGUGCUGAUCGUUUAGUCGGUCAGGUUCUUGGUGCUGUUGGUGCUUUGCCUGAAAUAUUUGUUGAAUUGGAAAUUUCUUAUUAUUUAUUGAAACGUUUGUUGGGUGUACGAACGGAGGGCGAUAAAAAGGCAGCAAAGGUACAGAAAUUGUCAAAGGGUGAAAUUCUUUUAGUCAACAUUGGAUCGCUCAGCACAGGAGGUCGUGUUAUUGCUACGAAACUUGAUUUGGCUAAAAUUGCUCUUACAUCUCCUGUCUGUACUGAAGUUGGUGAGAAAAUUGCAUUGAGUAGACGUGUUGAAAAACAUUGGCGUUUGAUCGGAUGGGGACAAAUCAGAGCUGGAACUGUGCACGCAAUCAACAACAAGUAAUAAUUCGAACCAUAAAGAAAACAAUUGACAUUAGAAGAUGGAUUAUGAAGGACAAUGCCAACAAUGUUAUAAUUCUGAAAUAUUAAAGUAUAAUGGAGAAUUAAGGAACGGAGUUGUUCACUUAUCUAACAAUUUGUUUUCAUACCACACAAAAAGCACUUUUUAUAUUACUAAUUGCUAUGAAAUAAUGGAAGUUAGAUAUAAUAAUAAAAUCAAAUAUCUCAAAAAAAGAAAAACAA